AUGACGCCGGGACGAUGGGGUGUUUUCGUUCUGGUGGUGUGCCUGGCUGUCUGCUCUUUUCUCCUGCAAUUUCGCCACACGAUUUACAGUUGGAACCUCGUACAUGCGAGACAGGCAGAGAAUACAGCCUCUACCAGGGAAAGGGGAACACCUCGCGGUCACGUCAAAUCUCGCGUGAACAGCACGGAUCCAAGGCACGCCGAGAAACAAGUUGUUGGGAACGUGAAAAACAUCACAAUGAAUGACCCCACGCAACUCACUACUGCCACCGCUCCGCGCUGUUCGGCUCAGAAGAGUUUUGUGUUUAUCAAAGUGCACAAAGCAGGAUCACAUAACACCGCCUGCAUCCUCCAGAGAUUCGUUUGGACCAACAACCUGACUAUCGUCCUACCACUGAGUCCCGACACGUCAGUGUUGAGAAGUCCGGAUCUGGCGUACGCAAAACCCCCUUUCUACCCUCCAUAUGACGUCAUGUUGCACCACUUACGCUACAACAGGCCCCAAAUGUCCUACAUCAUGAAGAAAAACUCAAGUUUCGUCGCCAUCUUGCGUUACCCACUCAGUCACUUGAAAUCGGCCAUUAACUAUUUUCACCUGGACAAGCGUCUCGGACUGCGGAAGGAAAACCCAGUGAAGGAUUACCUGAGCGAUCCCAAGUAUUUUCUCGGAAGCAUGGCGUACAAGACAAGAAACUGGCAAGCUUUCAUGAUGGGGGUACCUCCGUGGUACGCUGGGAACGAGAAGAUGGCGCAAGCUCGCAUCCAAGGGCUUGGGAACGAGUUUGCUCACGUGAUGAUUUUGGAGCAUUACGACGAAUCUCUGCUCCUGCUCAAAAGGAAACUAUGUUGGGAACUUCGGGACAUCCUAUACGACAAACAGGUUCGGAACUAUCGCUCGUAUUCCUACAAGAACGAAGAAAUACCACAGAACCUACAAGAAAACCACCACCGUUCAAGCAACCUGGAUUACAUGUUGUACGACUAUUUCAACAGAACUCUUUGGCGUGAAAUCGCGGAAAGGGGCGACGAUUUUCAGAACGAACUAGAACUUUUCAGACGGGUAAACUUUGAAGUGAAUAUCUACUGCAAUCGCUCUGUGAAUGAGAGUGAUUACUUUGUUCAAGCGACAACCUGGAACGAAGAGUUUACGGUGGACGAGACGCUGUGCUCUGAACUGAAAAGGACCAGGGUAGACUGGGACAGAAGCUUCUUCAAAAGGCAGGGGAAAGUACCACAGAAAUGGACUAGGGGCACCAACGUCAGUUUCAUCAAGGAUUUUGUCAAACGUGCAGCACAACGAAGACGACGUCCUCAAAUGGGCCAAGCGAAGGUUCUGAAAGUUUAA
This is a messenger RNA of Branchiostoma belcheri (Belcher's lancelet), 1344 nucleotides long. Its product is annotated as galactose-3-O-sulfotransferase 2-like. The transcript is spliced from 4 exons. Lineage: Eukaryota; Metazoa; Chordata; Leptocardii; Amphioxiformes; Branchiostomatidae. Gene Ontology annotation, molecular function: galactosylceramide sulfotransferase activity. Gene Ontology annotation, cellular component: membrane. The coding region runs from base 1 to 1344 and encodes 447 amino acids. The record is from RefSeq and is a predicted model, not a curated record. Gene Ontology annotation, biological process: glycolipid biosynthetic process.